This is a messenger RNA of Huiozyma naganishii CBS 8797, 2097 nucleotides long. It is a transcript of the gene FAA1, whose product is annotated as long-chain fatty acid-CoA ligase FAA1. Gene Ontology annotation, molecular function: long-chain fatty acid-CoA ligase activity. The transcript has a single exon. Lineage: Eukaryota; Fungi; Ascomycota; Saccharomycetes; Saccharomycetales; Saccharomycetaceae. Gene Ontology annotation, biological process: long-chain fatty acid metabolic process; long-chain fatty-acyl-CoA metabolic process. The record is from RefSeq and is a predicted model, not a curated record. Gene Ontology annotation, cellular component: endoplasmic reticulum; lipid droplet; plasma membrane. The coding region runs from base 1 to 2097 and encodes 698 amino acids.
AUGACUUUCCAGUGCAAUGUGCCCGUUGGGGAGGCCGAGAACGAGCAUGAGACGGCACCAAGGAGGAACUACCUUGCCGAGGAUGCCCCUCUGGUGAGACCCAGGGACUUCAAGUGUAACAGUGUCUACGAGUUUAUUCAGGAGUGUGUGGAGAGGUACGGGGACCGCAACGUGCUUUCUUGGAGAGACGUUGUUGAUAUCCACGAGGAGAAGAAGAUGGUCACGAAGAGGGUGGACGGACAGGAGAAACAAGUGGAGAAGACGUGGAUGUACUACGAGAUGAGCCCCUACAGGUACAUCACGUACAACAAUUUGCUGGAGAGGAUCUUGGAAUUGGGGAGAGGGCUUGUUAAGAUUGGUUUGCAACCAGGGUCAGAGGAUAAGUUGCACAUCUACGCGUCCACUUCGUACAAAUGGAUGGAGAUGUUCCUCGGUGCACAGACGCAGAAUAUCCCCGUUGUGACCGCGUACGAUACUUUGGGGGAGAGCGGGCUCACGCACUCCAUUAAGCAGACUCAAUCCACUGCUAUCUUCACUGACAACUCGCUUUUACACACUCUUGUGGCCCCCAUGGAGAAGACCUCUCAUAUCAGGUACAUUAUCCACUUCGAGAAGAUCGACCCGGAGGACAAGAGACAGGGCGGGAAGAUAUUUUCCAGUGCCAACGACGCCAGGGAGAAAAUCUUAAAGAUCAGACCGGACGUCAAGUUCUUCAGUUUCGAAGAAUUGGUCAAGCUUGGUGAGGACAACAGGGACAUAGAGACGCACACGCCAGCGGCGGACGACUUGGCAUGUAUUAUGUACACCUCGGGGUCCACAGGAGAACCCAAGGGUGUUGUUUUGAAACAGUCCAACAUCAUUGCUGGGGUUGGUGGUGCGGAUCUCUGCGUGAGGCAUAUCACGGGCCCCGAUGACCGAGUCAUUUGUUUCUUACCGCUAGCGCACAUCUUCGAGCUUGCGUUCGAACUUUUGUCCGUGCUGUGGGGGUCGUGUAUCGGGUACGGGACCGUGAAGACUUUGACGAGCGCCUCGAUGCGUAACUGCCAAGGUGAUCUUGCCGAGUUCAAACCGACGAUCAUGGUUGGUGUUGCGGCCGUGUGGGAGACCGUGCGGAAGGGGAUCCUGCACCAGAUCAACGAGUUGCCCUUCCCCAUGCGCAAAGUGUUCUGGGCCGCGUACUACGCGAAGUACCAGAUGAAGCAGUACGGGAUCCCCGGUGGCGACGCACUGGGGAACUUGGUCUUCAAGAAGAUCAAAGCCGCGACGGGUGGGCAAUUGCGGUAUCUGCUGAACGGUGGGUCCCCCAUCAGUGUCCCAGCACAGGAGUUUAUCUCUACUCUUCUGGCGCCUAUGUUGAUCGGGUACGGUCUCACAGAAACGGUUGCCAACACGACGAUCUUGAACCCUUCGCAUUUCGAGUUCGGUGUCGCUGGUGAUCUGACUGGUGCAGUGACUGUGAAACUUGUCGACGUUGAGGAACUCGGGUAUUUUGCGAAGAACAACCAAGGUGAGAUCUGGAUCAAGGGCGCGUGUGUGACCCCUGAGUACUACAAGAACCCAGAGGAGACAGCUAAAGUGAUCACGAAGGAUGGGUGGUUCCAGACUGGUGAUAUUGGGGAGUGGGUGCCCAGCGGACACUUGAAAGUGAUCGACCGGAAGAAAAACCUGGUGAAGACUUUGAACGGGGAGUACAUUGCGUUGGAGAAGUUGGAGUCCAUUUAUAGAUCGAACCAGCACGUGCAGAAUAUCUGCGUGUACGCCGACCAGACACAGGUGAAACCCGUUGGGAUCGUUGUGCCCAACCACAAACCUUUACUGAAACUUGCUCAGAAAAUCGGUGUUGUUGACGAGGGUGCGUCCGAUGUGGACAUGGACCACCACUUGAGGGACCCUAAGUUGCAACAAGCGGCACUUGCCGAGUUUUUGAGCACGGGGAAACAACAGGGGCUCGCGGGGAUCGAAUUGCUCGCAGGUGUGGUGUUUUUCCCCGAGGAAUGGACCCCCCAGAACGGGUAUGUCACCUCUGCUCAGAAAUUGAAACGUAAAGAAAUCUUGGAAGCCGUGAAGGAUGACGUUGCGAAAGUGUACGGCAAAUAA